GAUAUCAAUGCUUGGCUUCCUGUAACCUCCUCAAGAGAUGCAAAAUGGUAUUAUUCUGCUUUCCACAACGUUACUGCUAUGGUUGGUGCUGGUGUCCUCGGCCUCCCCUAUGCCAUGUCUGAAUUGGGAUGGGGUCCUGGAAUUGCCAUAAUGAUUCUAUCAUGGGUCAUUACCCUAUAUACCCUAUGGCAGAUGGUGGAAAUGCACGAACCUGAGCCUGGCAGGAGACUUGAUAGGUACCAUGAGUUGGGUCAGGAGGCUUUUGGUGAGAAACUAGGGCUAUGGGUUGUUGUACCCCAACAGCUGAUGGUGGAAAUAGGAGUCAACAUUGUAUACAUGGUUACUGGAGGAAAAUCCCUACAGAAAUUCCAUGACCUUGUCUGCCCCAACUGUAGCCACAUCAGGACCACCUAUUUUAUCGCCAUAUUCGGUUCAGUUCACUUGGUUCUCUCCCAUCUUCCCAAUUUUAAUUCCAUUGCAGGUGUCUCUCUUGCUGCUGCAGUCAUGUCCUUCAGUUAUUCCUUUAUAGCUUGGGUGGCAUCUGUUAAGAAGGGGGUUCAACCAGAUGUGAAGUACACUCCAAGGGCAUCAACCGAUGCAGGGAAAGUCUUCCAAUUCCUGAGUGCAUUGGGUGAUGUAGCUUUUGCUUUUGCUGGUCAUAAUGUGGUGUUGGAGAUUCAGGCAACAAUGCCUUCUUCACCUGAGAAACCUUCCAAGAAACCCAUGUGGAAAGGUGUCGUAGUUGCCUACAUUGUUGUGGCCUUGUGUUACUUCCCAGUUGCAUUUGUUGGAUACUGGGCAUUCGGAAACAGUGUUGAGGACAACAUCCUAAUUUCAUUGAACAAACCAGUUUGGCUUGUUGCAGCUGCUAACUUGUUUGUUGUCAUUCAUGUGAUUGGAAGUUAUCAGGUAUUUGCCAUGCCAGUUUUUGACAUGAUGGAAUCUUUUCUGGUGAAAGUGUUGAGCAUCAAACCAAGUCUACUGCUUCGUAUUUGCACUCGAACUACAUAUGUUGCCACUACAAUGGUACUAGCGAUGGCAUUUCCUUUCUUUGGUGCCCUUCUCGGCUUCUUUGGAGGGUUUGCUUUUGCACCAACAACUUACUAUCUUCCGUGCAUUAUAUGGCUCGUCAUAAGAAAACCAAGAAAAUAUAGCUUGACUUGGUUCAUAAAUUGGAUAUGCAUAAUUCUUGGUUUUCUGCUGAUGGUUUUAGCCCCCAUUGGAGCAUUGAGAGAGAUAGUGUUGUCAGCCAAAAACUACAAGUUGUUUUCUUGA
Molecule: messenger RNA, 1275 nt
Organism: Coffea eugenioides
Lineage: Eukaryota; Viridiplantae; Streptophyta; Magnoliopsida; Gentianales; Rubiaceae
Product: lysine histidine transporter 2-like
Exons: 7
Coding region: 79-1275 (398 amino acids)
Cellular component (GO): plasma membrane
Source: RefSeq, a predicted model, not a curated record